GGAGACGCCCUUAAAAAAUUGGAGCUGCGGGUGUUCUUUGGAGCAAGUGGAUAAAAGGAGGGAGGCCAAGUUGGCGAGGGAAUGACGCAGUCGAGGAGGGGCCAAAGGAGAGGAGGAAGGGACGGUGGAGGCGAGCUUUCCGGGGCGGACGCGCCGAGGACGAGGGAGGUGGCGCGUGGGAGCCAUGCUUCUCCCCACUUCGUCUUCCUCCUACACGCCCAAAGGUUUCCCCACCCCCCCCUCUCUAGUAUAUUGUGGUCUUCUUGUUUCAGCCGCCUCCGCUAUGCCUGGGUCGUUGAGCUGCGCUGGUGACUCCUACGGGAAGACGGUUGACGAUCAUAUGAGUUCAACUUUCACUUUUGGUAAUAAGCACUCUGCAUUUUCAAGUCAAAACAGUGACUAUGGCCAGCCAAUGGCUUGUAUUUCAUACCCAUUCAGUGAUUCUGGUUCAGGAGCUUGGGCGGCCUAUGGGUCACGCGCUCUGUUCCAACCCCAAACUACUGGAGGAGGGUCCGCAACAGCAAGAGUUCCCUUGCCUCUCGAAAUAGCGGCAGAUGAGCUCGUAUUUGUCAAUCCCAAACAAUAUCAUGGAAUUCUCCGCAGAAGACAGCUGCGUGCUAAGUUAGAGGCCCAGAAUAAGCUCAGCAAAAACAGAAAGCCCUAUCUUCACGAGUCUCGUCAUCUUCAUGCAAUGAAAAGGGCAAGAGGUUCUGGCGGGCGUUUCCUCACUGCUAAACAACUCCAGGAGCAGUCUCGCGCUGCCUCCAUGAAGGCCACCGCCGAUGGCGUGAAUUCAGCAGGCUCAACCCACCUACGGCUAGGUAACGGGGCAGAUGGAGAUGGAACUGUGUCGGCGUCCAAAACAAUAGCCUCGCAUGAUAACAGCAAGAGAGUCGCCGCCCCUGCUCCUGCCUUCACCAUGACUAACGCGGCGCACAAAGACGACGAUUUCUUCCAGCACCAUGGUUACCACCUCAGCUUCUCCAGCCGUUUCGGUCAGGCAAGCGGGCGGUACUCAUAAUAACCACCCGGUGUGGUCGGCAAAUCAUCCUUGGCUUUAUUUCUGGCGUGUUAGGACUUCAGAGGUAGUAUCUCAUAUUGUUGUGCUUUCAGCGCACAAGUCGGGUCUUCAUGGUUAUGUGAUCAAUAUGCGACUGCAAGAGUUAAUUAGUGUAACUGUGUGUGUUCGAACAAACAAUUCAGUGUUCACUUGACAAUGUCUCGUGGAACUCGUCUUAUGUUCA
Lolium perenne is the source of this 1244-nucleotide messenger RNA. RefSeq names its product nuclear transcription factor Y subunit A-4. Gene Ontology annotation, molecular function: DNA-binding transcription factor activity. Gene Ontology annotation, biological process: regulation of DNA-templated transcription. The record is from RefSeq and is a predicted model, not a curated record. Lineage: Eukaryota; Viridiplantae; Streptophyta; Magnoliopsida; Poales; Poaceae.